Messenger RNA from Paralichthys olivaceus (Japanese flounder), 4025 nucleotides. Lineage: Eukaryota; Metazoa; Chordata; Actinopteri; Pleuronectiformes; Paralichthyidae. The record is from RefSeq and is a predicted model, not a curated record.
AUGAGGCUGCAUACUGACUUCCAGACAAAUGUUAUCAUGCACACUGCAACAAAGAGUCAACAUGGUCGUUGUUCCCCUCCAGGGACUCUGUCUGAGCAGAGGGACGAGGUUCGAUGCUGGGACAGGCAGACACAGGCUGACUUGAUUCAGACCAAUGAAUUGAUUAAAAGUCUGGAGUCGCAAGAUGUCUUUGUGAAUGAGGUGGAGCUGAAGCACAGAGAGAAAGUUGUGAAAAAACUGCAAUCCCUCUUUGAGGAGUGGCUCCAAGACAUGUGCAGAGAAAUGAAUGUACCUGAAACUGUCACUGACAAAGUCGGAGGCAGGGUCUUGCCGUUCGGCUCCUAUCACCUGGGAGCUUUCUCCAAAGAUGCUGAUAUUGAUGUUCUAUGUGUUGGGCCUGUAUUUUUGGAGGCAAUGGUCUUCUUCACCUCCUUUUUGGAGAAGCUCAAAGCCCAGGAGGAGGUCAAAGACAUACGGGCCAUCGAAGAAGCAGUUGUGCCAGUCAUCAAGAUGACAUUUGAUGGAAUUGAGGUGGAUUUAAUCUAUGCCCGGUUGCCACAAAGGUCUGUCAGUGACAAAGUCAACCUCCUYGAUGACARAUGGUUUAAGRAAAUGGAUAAAAUCUCCUCCAGGAGUCUCAAUGGUUACAGAGUCACUGAGGAAAUCCUCCGUCUUGUGCCUGACAUCUCAAACUUCAGGCUCACUCUGASAGCCAUCAAGCUGUGGGCCAAACGACGCAACAUUUACUCUAACAAGCUGGGCUUCUUGGGUGGGGUAUCCUGGGCCAUUCUGGUWGCYAGAAUUUGCCAGCUUUAUCCAAAUGCRGCAGCAUCCACCCUGGUGCUGAAGUUCUUCCAGAUCUACUCCAUGUGKGASUGGAAYAUCCCUAUUYGUCUGAGGGCGGUGCUGGACCUCCAAUACGACCUUCACUCCUGGGAUCCCAAGUCUAACAGACAUGAUAGGUACCACUUGAUGCCGAUCAUCACGCCGGUCUACCCCCAGCAGAACUCAGCGUUCAAUGUCUCUCUCUCCUCGCGGACCAUCCUGAUKGAAGAGUUCAAUCGGGGCCACACUAUCCUCCAGGAAAUACAGCAGCACAAAGUCGACUGGCUCAAACUCUUUGAAACGCCAAACUUUAUGAACAAGUACCGGCAUUACCUUCAAGUGGACGCAUUCUCUGCUACAGGCGAGCAGCAUAUUGAUUGGGUCGGCCUGGUGGAGUCCAAAAUAAGACUCCUGGUGGGAGCUCUGCAGAUACAUCCGUACAUUUCCUUGGCUCAUGUGAACGUGCAGCCCUACUCUCCACCCAAGGAGCCCGAUAGCAUAGAGGGUAUGAGCACAAAGUGGAUGAUUGGAUUUACCCUGACAAACGAGUACAAGAAGAUAAUUAAAAAGAAAGAUAUCGACCUGACCAGUGAAGUCGGCUACUUUAUUGAUACUGUCUACGACCUGGCAAAGAGCUGUGGUCUGUUUAAGGAGGGAAUGGUYGUUUUAGUCAACUAUGAAAAGAGGAAGGUUGUUGCCAAACGUGCCAAAGUGUCGCCCUGUCACACRACUGAAAAGGAAUCCUCUGUAACAUCCGAGCCCAGCAAAGCUUCUCCAGCUUCCACAGCUCCACAGGCCACAAAGCGAUCUUGUUCUCCCUCAGCAGAGACUUCCUGUAAGAAGUUCAGGCCUGAGGAGAAGGAGGGAGGGAUGAUAACCACCUGCCCCAAAAACCCCACCACAGGUGUCUUGCCCACCAAGAAAAUUGUGAAGCUGAUAAGGAGCCCUCCCAAAGCACCACAGGGCACAAAGAGAUCUUGUUCUCCCUCAGCAGAUACUUCAUGUAAGAAGUUCAGGCCUGAGGAGAAGGAGCUAGAGAUGAUACCCACCUGCCCCGAAAACCCUACCACAGGUAUCUUGCCCACCAAGAAAAUUGUGAAGCUGAUAAGGAGCCUUCCCACAGCACCACAAGCCACAAAGAGAUCUUGUUCUCCCUCAGCAGAAACUUCAUGUAAGAAGUUCAGGCCUGAGGAGAAACAAGCACAGGGGGUGAAACCCACCUGCCCUGAAAGCCCCACCACAGGUGUCUGUCCAACUAAGAAAAUUGUGAGCCUGGUAAGGAGACCUGGCUUUUCAAUCUCUACAGGUCCAGAGGCCACAAAAAGACCUUGUUCUCCCUCAGCAGAAACUUCAUGUAAGAAGUUCAGGCCUGAGGAGAAACAAGCACCAGGGAUGAAACCCAUCUGCCCAGAAAACCCCACCACAGGUGUCUUGCCCUCUAAGAAGAUUGUGAAGCUGGUAAGGAGAGUUGGCUUUUCAAUCUCCAGAGGUCCAGAGGCCACAAACCGACCUUGUUCUCCCUCAGGAGGAACUUCAUGUGAGGGGUUCAGGCCUGAGGAGAAACAAGCACAGGGGGUGAAACCCACCUGCCCCGAAAACCCCACCACAGGUGUCUUGCCCACUAAGAAGAUUGUGAAGCUGGUAAGGAGACCUGGCUUUUCAAUCUCCAGAGGUCCAGAGGCCACAAACCGACCUUGUUCUCCCUCAGGAGGAACUUCAUGUGAGGGGUUCAGGCAUGAGGAGAAACAAGCACCAGGGAUGAAACCCAUCUGCCCCGAAAAUCCCACCACAGGUGUCUUGCCCACUAAGAAGAUUGUAAAGCUUGUAAGGAGACCUGGCUUUUCAAUCUCCAGAGGUCCAGAGGCCACAAAGAGACCUCAUUCUCCCUCAGCAGAAACUUCAUGUAAGAAGUUCCGGCCUGAGGAGAAACAAGCACCAGGGAUGAAACCCAUCUGCCCCAAAAACUCCACCACAGGUGUCUUGCCCACCAAGAAAAUUGUGAAGCUGAUAAGGAGCCCUCCCACAGCACCACAGGCCACAAAGAGACCUCAUUGUCCCUCAGCAGAAACUUCAUGUAAGAAGUUCAGGCCUGAGGAGAAGCAAGCACAGGGGGUGAAACCCACCUGCCCUGAAAACCCCACCACAGGUGUCUUGCCAACUAAGAAAAUUGUGAGCCUGGUAAGAAGACCUGGCUUUUCAAUCUCUACAGGUCCACAGGCCACAAAGAUACCUCAUUGUCUCUCAGCAGAAACUUCAUGUAAGAAGUUCAGGCCUGAGGAGGAACAAGCACCAGGGAUGAAACCCAUCUGCCCCGAAAACCCCACCACAGGUUUCUUGCCCACUAAGAAGAUUGUGAAGCUUGUAAGGACACCUGGUUUUUCAAUCUCCAGAGGUCCAGAGGCCACAAAGAGACCUUGUUCUCCCCCAGGAGGAACGUCAUGUAAGAAGUUCAGGCCUGAGGAGGAACAAGCACCAGGGAUGAAACCCAUCUGCCCCAAAAACUCCACCACAGGUGUCUUGCCCACUGAGAAGAUUGUGAAGCUGGUAAGGAGCCCUCCCACAGCACCACAGGGCACAAAGAGACCUCGUUCUGCCUCACCCUCACCUUUGUCUAAGAAGUUAAAGCUUGAGGAGACAGGAGUAAAAGAGGAGACUGAAAAGUACCCUGCAAGUGUCUCGCCUGGUGAUACUUCAUCCAAGAUUGUGAGCCCACUAAGAACGGACAGAGCUUGCACUGCGGCCAAGACAUCUAAUAUAAAUCUGGGAUGUCCCUCCCCUCAGACUCUUCCUCCUUAUAAGCUGUCCAACCAGCCUAGCGGAGUCUCAUGGCUGCGUUCUCUUGCCAUCAUGCAAAAUCACAUCAGGUCUAAUUGAUGGAGCAUAACUGAACAACACUGCCACUUUCUUGCUCCUCAUCAGGAGGAAAAACAACUUUUAUCUGCCAGCAUGUUUGCUUUUGUAUAUUUUUGUACAGUUUUGUUAUUCAAGUAAGUAUGAUUUUCUAGAAAAUUAAUCCUCUGUAACAUCCAAGCCCACAAAGCCUCUCCAGCCUCCACAGCUCCACAGGCCACAAAGAGACAUCGUUCUCCCUCAGCAGAAACUUGUAAGAAGUUCAGGCCUGAGGAGAAGCAAGCACAAGGGAUGAAACCCAAAAGAAGGGUUAGGGUUAGAUGCAUCUUGCACAUUUGAUGACAUGAUUG